This is a messenger RNA of Eleginops maclovinus (Patagonian blennie), 1402 nucleotides long. RefSeq names its product tumor necrosis factor, alpha-induced protein 8-like 3 (gene tnfaip8l3). Lineage: Eukaryota; Metazoa; Chordata; Actinopteri; Perciformes; Eleginopidae. Gene Ontology annotation, biological process: regulation of apoptotic process. The coding region runs from base 279 to 887 and encodes 202 amino acids. The record is from RefSeq and is a predicted model, not a curated record. The transcript has 2 exons. Gene Ontology annotation, cellular component: cytoplasm.
AAGUAGAUGAGAGUGAGAAGGAAAGAGAGAAACUGAGGUAGUCAGGAGAAGAGAGGAGAGCAAAAGGGAAGAGCAACAAAAAAAGGAGCUUAGCAGAUCAGCCCAGUAGCAUUCCUCUCACAGCUGCACAGAUCCAGGCUGGGAGGGGAAGUUUAGCUCACCAGGAAGAGAAGAAGAAACAAGAAAUUGUUUUCUGGGUGAAACAAUCAGAAGACUCCCUUGCGAGGAAGGGGAACAAGAAGAAAGUGGAUUCAGAGAGGUGUGUCCUGCAGGGGAAGAUGGAUUCAGACUCCGGAGAGCAGAGUGACGGAGACCUGUCUCCAGGACAGGAGAGCUUCAACUCUCGCUCCCUGGCCCUGCAGGCCCAGAAGAAGAUCCUGAGCAAGAUGGCAACCAUGGUGGUGGCCAACAUGCUGACCGAUGACACCAGCAGCGAGAUCUUGGACGAGCUCUACAAGACGAGCCGGGAGUUCACCAAGAGCAAGAAGGAGGCCCACAAGAUAAUAAAGGACGUCAUCAAAAUCGCACUGAAGAUCGGCAUCUUGUACCGCAACCACCAGUUCAGCCCAGACGAGCUGGACACAGUGGAGCGCUUCAAGAAGAAGAUGAACCAGGCGGCCAUGACAGCGGUGUCGUUCUACGAGGUGGAUUACACCUUUGACAGGAAUAUUCUGUCAGAGCUUUUGAUGGAGUGCAGGGACCUGCUACACACCCUAGUGGAGCAGCACCUGACAGCGCGCUCACAUGCACGCAUUGAUCAUGUUUUCAACCAUUUUGCCCACGGGGAGUACCUGGCGGAGCUGUACGGGGACAGAGAGGAGUACAGACUCUCCCUGAGGAAGAUCUGCAACGGCAUCAACAAACUGCUUGACGAAGGGACGCUUUAACCUCACACACAUGCCAUGCCCUCUUUCACCGCUUGCUCUUUCUUCUCUUGCUCCUUCUCUUGCUGGUGUCUCCUGCCUCCUUCUUUUGCCUUUCACCCCUGACCGUACACUUCCUCUUCCUGUCUUUGCUCUCGUCUUCCUGUCUCUUCUUCAUCCAUUUCCAUGAAGCAAGCUGUAACAUCCUGCUGCUCUGGUUCCAUGAGGGAAUUUUAUUGACUGUCUUACCUCUCAGUGGAACAUUGCUACACACUGGGACAUCCUGUUUCAUGUUGUAUGCAUUAGAGCAUUCCCUUUAUGUGCAAAAGUGUACUGUACCAAUGGCCAAAAAGCAUACAUUAGGUAUAGUUGGAUAUGGAAGAUAAUCAGUAGUAGGUUCUGUGUGUGUGCGUGCAUGCGUGCGUGCGUGUGUGUGUGUGGGUGUGGGUUUCACUUGAACAAUGUGUAUUAUGUGACUGUGUCAAUCUUCUCUACAAGGGUGUAACACUUGUCUUUUAUUAAAGAUUUCUUGUAAACAG